AUGGAGAACGCAAAUCCUACCAGCGCUAUCCCACUCGAUGCAGCGCCGACUUUUGAAACGGCAACAGACGAUCCGCUCAGCAAGAAUGAAGCACCACGACAAUUAGCCAAUAUCAAGGUGGCGAGGAAGCGCACCAAGACUGGAUGCCUGACUUGUCGACAACGUCGUAUCAAAUGCGGAGAAGAAAAGCCUAUUUGCAAGAAUUGUACAAAGUCAAAGCGUGAAUGCAAGGGCUAUGCGCAGCGGUUGAUCUUCAAGAACCCCUUGGGUAUUCCCGGAGUACCAAAUCUCAUUCCAACUCAGUCUCAACCUCUUCCGAGUCAAUACGAGGGCGAAAUUGACCUGCAGCAUCUGACUUCGGCCGGGACCCAUGGUCCAAUUCUCGCCCCCAAGCUCCAUACGAUCCCUGAUUCGGCACAACAGCCUGCUCCUCAGUACUCAGCCGUCUAUACACAUAGUAUAAGUCAUGAUGAUGCUGUUUUCGCUAAAGAAUUUACCGUCCCCGCUCAGACGCUACUUCCAGAACCACCAACUCGUAGAGUCGCGGAUCAAGCCGCACCUCAUAACCAGCAAAGACAGGAGUCUGCCAGCUAUGAUCAAUUUUCUAUCCGCGAGCUUGGACAACGUCAGCAGGGCACUGAGGAUUGGGUCCGCCAAGAGGUUGAGACAGCAGAUCUUCCCCAGCUUUUACAGAUACCGCAGAAACUUGUUCCGGGUCCAGUGAACUACGAGAGUACAUUGCCUGCGCAACAAUAUGUCGAACCACACAGAGUCCCUGCGCCGAUGCAGGUGGGGUCCUCCAUGACUCCUUUGUCACCCUUUGAAUAUAUGGACGACGACGAUGACGACCCAUAUGACGUGGAAACAGAUGAGGAAGCAGAAGAACAGGUUAAAAUGCAAAACUUGAACCAGCUCAACAUGGUCAUGGCUUCCGCGCAUCGGGACGAAAAGCAGCUUCGUCUUUUUACUACCUACUUGGACGAGCCUAAUAUGCUAGCCACCUAUCAACCGACUUUUAGUUCAUCCCCAUUGAAUAAUCCCAAGACUGCCCGAAUCUUUCUCCAUUUCAUUCACGCUACUGGCCCAGCCUUGUCAGUUUUUGAGCGGCAUCCGAUUGACCCUUCGAUGAGAUUUGGUGCUCCUGUCCCCGUGGCACAGCAAGGUCUUUGGACAUAUACUCUCCCUUUGAAAGCAUUUGAUCACCUAGGCUUGCAACAGGCUAUGCUAGCUUUGAGCAGUCUGCAUAUUGCCUACCUUCAAGGCACGUCAAGUGCAGUCUCUCUGAAGCAUUAUCAAUACGCGCUUCGAAGAGUCGGAAAAGCCGUCGGACUUCCCGCGCGCCGGAAGCAGCUAGGCACGCUCGCAGCCUCCCUUCUUCUAGCCUACUAUGAGGUGAUGACUGCCGAUCAUAUCAAGUGGAACAACCAUCUCGGAGGGUCAGCACAGCUGCUUCGCGAAAUCGAUUUCGCUGGCCUAACCCGUGACCUACGCGCUCAGCGACGCAGCCGAUGGCUUUCGCAGAGCCACGUUUAUGGUUCCUUCAUGGACAAUUAUUUGUUUAGCAACCCCACUUCUAGUGACGACCCAUUUGCGGAACUGGAGAAUGAAAUCGACGAGAACAUGAUAGGCAUCUUUCUAGGUCGUGCGGUCAACUACGACCAGUUUGGGCAAGUCGAGGAGGAGCACGCAAGGUCUCGGAAGAAACACCUUUCUCCUAAAGAUAUUGAAACUCUUCGAAUCCAAAGUGACCUCUAUUGGUGGUUUUGCAAACAGGAUUGGCUCCAGAGCAUUAUCAGUGGCCAGCCAUUGUUCCUACCCUUCUCUCAUUGGGGCCAAUGCCCUCCGCGUGCGCGCUUAGGGCGGCUUGACGCGAUAUACGGCUCUGCCGACCAUUUGUCAUUGCUGAUGGGUAGAUUGGCGGACUUUGGGGUACGAGAUAGGAAACGAAAGAUAAAGCUAGAGAAGGCUGCCGGGCCCGGCGGUUGGCGGCCGGACGCAAGAUUUGGCAUGUUUAUGGCUCAGUAUGGUCCUCCAAGACCCGGAAACCAAGGGAAGGGGCCCUUUGGACCUCCGCCGCCUGUCACAGCCGGACCCCAUCAUCCCGCGGGCUCAGGGCCGCCCCCGAACGUGUAUCCCGGGAACGGACCCACUCAAAGCACCAGGGGAAGUAAUAUGAAUCCUCGGGGGCCACCAGGUGGGUCUUCAGGUGCUCCUCCUGGUAAUCCACCCAUGUAUGGCAUGAUUCCUUCUCUUGGACCGAGGGGAUUGCCUCCUGCCUUCGCGGCUUCGCUGAAUGAUCAAAAUGACUUCCUGGAACACAAAGAGGACGAGGAGGAAGUAUCAUACGAAGAAGCUGUGAGGGAAUGGGAGGAUAUAUUUGCAGCGUUCGACGCAUUUGAGCAAUCACUAGGGCCCGAUUUCAUGCCUUUACCGGCCGACUCCACUAUACCGAUCUACUCGCCGUUCGGGCCGGCUCUGCAAUAUCGUACGCACAACAUUGGCAGCCUAUGGGGCUUUUAUUAUAUCGGUCGAAUCCUUUUGCUUCGGCUGCAUCCCUCAAUGCCACCCGCUAUGAUGGUAGCGGCAGGGUACGCAGGUGCCGCGACAGCGCAUCACGCUCAGACCAUCGGCAGGAUUGCGGCUGGUAUAUAUGGCCCGCAGUCUCAACACCACGGAGUUGAGGGGUUCAGCCCAACAUUGGGUUCCUGCUUAAUCGAAGCGUCAGUGGCUCUCUUCUUUGCGGGCGUACAGUAUGUGGAUCCUGACCAACGUGAAUGGACCAUAACCGUUCUGGAUGAUAUUUCCCGCCUUACGGGUAUCAAGUCCUCAGGCGCGAUAUCCCGAGGCUGCAAGACAGCUUGGACGGCCGCUUCAAAGCGGCCCGGUGGCCCUCCUUACAAUCCUGACCCGAGGCCUGAUGCUCACGACCCACCAGCCUGGAAAUACUACGAAAAGUUCGAAGCUAAUACCGAGAGACGAUGGGUGCCUGUUCCCAAGACCAGUCCUGGGCCCCUCACAUGGGCAAUGGGUAUUUUGAGCGUCGAAGAUAAUAUUCUCGAAGAAACCGGAUAA
This is a messenger RNA of Aspergillus calidoustus, 3072 nucleotides long. The record is from the annotation of a GenBank genome assembly. NCBI's taxonomy places the organism in Eukaryota, Fungi, Ascomycota, Eurotiomycetes, Eurotiales, Aspergillaceae.